CGUGAACGAGAUAUAUAAGUUACGGUUUACUAAAUCCGAGUUAACAGUAUGGAAUAUCCUCAGAAAACAACAUUAAAUUGGGAAAGUGCAAUAAUUUCCUCAUGUGCCGGAUGUGGACAUCAAAUUCUUGAUCGUUUCUUCUUGCGGGUAUUCCCGGAUAUGGAGUGGCAUACGGCAUGUUUAAAGUGCGCUGAGUGUAAGAAGUCUUUAGACGGUGCAGGUACCUGCUUUGUAAAGGAUGGCAGAACUCUCUGUAAAGAAGACUACUACAGGUUAUACGGAAUUAAUUGCGGAAAAUGUAAAAAAGUGUUCAGCAAAGACGACUUGGUGAUGAGGACUUGCAAGAAGAUCUAUCACUUUGACUGUUUUCGGUGUGAAAGUUGCAACUGUCACUUGCUCCCCGGAGACGAGUUUCACAUGCGGGAUGGACACCUGUUGUGCACGGCAGAGCAUGAUGUGUUCGAAACGCCAACCGAAGAGCGCAACGGGCAUUCCGAAAACAUUUCAAAUGUUAAGGAAUUGUCCCAUCUGGACGUGGGGUCACUUAAGCGCACCCCAACACCGCUGCAGAGGACCACACGGGUCAGGACCGUCCUCAGCAAGAAACAGCUCCACAUGCUACAGACUUGCUACAGCGCUAAUCCCCGGCCAGACGCCCUGGUGAAGGAGCAGUUAGUGGAGAUGACGGGCCUGAGUUCCAGGGUAAUCCGUGUUUGGUUCCAGAACAAGAGGUGCAAAGACAAGAAACGAAGCACACACCCACACAUAACUCCGAUACAGACCACCCAAAAGGACAAAACAGAAAAGGCAUUGGAGACAAUUUGUCCUGACAGUCCAAUGGACUUCCUGAGGUUUCAGCAAUCCUGGAAAAUUAUGAAUGAGCUGACACUACACACUGAUUGUGAUGAUUGGUUGGUGACAUCUUCAUCAGGGGAGGCAGAUUCCAAGUCAUUGUCCUCUCAGCUGUUGGAGACACCCUGCAGCAGUUUGGUUUCCAGUCCAGUCUCCAGUGGAAUCCAUUAAACCUACCGUCUCCUUGCACUAUCAAUAUUUCUGACUUUAACAGGAAAAGAAAAAAAAGCAGCAAUUUUUGCUUCAAGCUUAGCAAAAGUCUCUCUUCUCAGAAGAAAAAUCUGGAACAAACAAUGGUAUCUCACCACCUCAUGGCAGUGGAUUAAAAAUAUAAUACAAAUAGCCUAAUGUUAUUUGUAUCCGUCAUG
Messenger RNA from Alosa sapidissima (American shad), 1220 nucleotides. RefSeq names its product ISL LIM homeobox 1b (gene isl1b). Gene Ontology annotation, biological process: axonogenesis; positive regulation of transcription by RNA polymerase II; neuron fate specification. The transcript has 6 exons. Gene Ontology annotation, cellular component: nucleus. NCBI's taxonomy places the organism in Eukaryota, Metazoa, Chordata, Actinopteri, Clupeiformes, Clupeidae. The coding region runs from base 49 to 1023 and encodes 324 amino acids. Gene Ontology annotation, molecular function: DNA-binding transcription factor activity, RNA polymerase II-specific; cis-regulatory region sequence-specific DNA binding. The record is from RefSeq and is a predicted model, not a curated record.